UAAUUGCCAAUUUUCCAUGAAUAAUAUAUCUUUAACAAAAAUGGCAGUAAAUAGUAAACGUUUUAUAUGUUGAUAAAGUUUCUUAUGCAUUGGCCUUAACAUUAAUACUUUCAAACAUAAAGCAUAACAAAAAUUACAAAAAACAAUAGAAAAACUAGAAGACGUUUAUAAGUUUAUAAAUUAUAUAUUAUUAAUUACAUAAUGGGUUCAGUUCUAUCAGAUAUAUCCGACCCAUUGACAGCUCCAGGUCCGACUAUGAUACCGGCAGAGUUGACCCGUGGUUGUUUCAAAUUUCAAUUAUAUGAAUGGAGGUGUUCUAACUUCUUACCAUAAAAGCUGAGUGAAUAUUAAUGAAAUGAUUUACGAAAAGAUAAAAAAAGAAUAUUCAUGAAAUGAGAAACUGCCAGAGUGCCAGUACAAGCACCCGACGGAUACGGAUACGGUAAAUAUUUGUGUCAGGUGAAGAACUCACUGACCCAGAACCAGAGACGGGAGUCUUUGAUGUGCCGUCUUAUCGUUGAAUCGUUGAAGUCGGACAGCCCACCAUCCCGCUUCUUUGGCGGGUAAAGGAAAAAUAAUAAUAUUAUAUUAUAGGUAUAUAUUCAACGGUAUGAAAAUCCUCUGCACACUCCACACCCUCUGGACAUCUGUUACAAGACCGUAUUGUAGUUGGUGGGUUUAGGGUUUCAUUUUUAUUCCCACAAUGAAGGUCAGGGUUUGGAUUUUUAGACGUUCGUGGGUUCAUUUUUUGGUUUGCGAUCUCUUUGAUGGCAACCGCUAGUGAGACUGAGCAUUUUCGUGAGGUUACUCAUUUGGACUGGGAUGGGAUUCUUUUUAAAGAUAUUUAUAUCUUAUUUUCUCUCUCUCUCUUGCAGUUUUAUCUCCAUUUUGUAUUUAUUAUUUUCCAGUCAUUCCAUGCCAUGAUGCUUGCCCUUUAGGGGUGGACAUCGACAUUUUCAAUUGUUAUUACCUGCCAAUGGCAUUUCUAUCUUUGCUUUAUAGAUUAUCUACUGUAUACUGUGGCAUUCAUGCAAUUUCUAUUUGAAUCGUUUACUGUUGUGUGCGAAACUAUGAGUUUGGGAAACCCAACUCAUAAUUUUUCCUAAAACGUAUUCUAUGUAGUUUGUUAGUUGUUUUUGUGAAUCGGCAGACCUUGGCUUGGGAAACGCAAAUAGAAUUAGUUGAUGAUAGUCUGGGUUUUCAUACAUAAACUUGACUUGACACCUAGCUUUGCGCACUCACUAACCGAUCAACCAGUCACCUUGCUUUCCCAUCAAAACAGUUUUGAAUCCAUUCUUGAGAAGAACUUAACAUGAGUGGAGGUUCUUUAAGUUAUCUGUGUUUUACACAAAACAGUUUGCUACCAGUAUCAGGGACAUUUCUUUUUCAUAUUCAUCUGUUUUUACUUUCUGCAUGCCCAAAUUUCUCCAUCUCCUAACAAGUAUAUUCAAUAUUUGCAUGUUUUACUCUGCACAUUGGGACAGCAAAUUCCUGCCCAAUAAGAUGAUAGUUUGUUUUGAACAACAAGAUUGCACCUCCAAGUUGGAAGGAGGAUCAAAUAAAUCACUUCAUCUCUUUUCCUGAGUCUAAGUCAGUUUUGAAUUGGUCUGGGUUUGUUGUUAUAGCAGCCUUAUAGGUGGAACUGUGGAAGUGGGAUUCUCAAGCUGUUAUUUAGGUUGGGUGAUGAAUGAAGAAGGUUAUCCCUGGGCUCUGUGAUACGUGAUUAGGGAAACAUGAUCUCUAGCUUCAAAUAUGACUUCCUUGUUCAGUAUUCAAGUAUAUCUUGAAAUAGUUAGUCACAGGGGGACUGGGUAGUUUUGAUCGGAAAGAAACAAAACAGCAAUUAGUUGCACAAACUAGUUUUUUAUCCUUGGGUUGUGGUCAAGUGCAAGCAAAUUAUUGAUCCUUUUGAAGCCAUAAAUGGAAGGCCCAAAAUCCCGAGUAAUACAAAAUCCAGUGACAGGAAAAAAGUAUCAUCGUAAGUGGACCAAAAAGCCAACUUCAAAACCUAAACCUACAGCAAACUGGCAUAGGCCAGUCACUCGUUCUGCUACUUUCAUGAAGACCAAAUCCCCUGGUGCAACAGUGGAUAUCAUUGAUUCUGAGUUGGAUGAAUCACCCCCUUCAAUGCAUUGUCCUAAACACAUGUUCACUCCACCAUCCCAAAGCACUGCUGAUUCUAACUGGUCUGAGAAUAAUGCUCCAGAUCCUCACGACUCACUCUCUAGACCUUCUACAAUGGUUGAUCAAUCAGUUACCGAUUCCCCCAGCUCCUGUGCACAGAGCACUCUCCAAGCUUCUCCUAUGUAUGCCCCUCCAAGGGAUUCUGUUCUAUUGGUUAUGCCUACUAUUGACAUGGCUGCAAUGUCGGAUCUUUUCGAUACUAUUGAUUCUCUUAUUGCAUCUGAAUUUGCACCAACCAGUUUGGAUACUUCACCAUCUUCUGUUCCUAUAGCUAAGAAUUUUGAAUUUGAUCGGGCCAAGGCUUCACUUUGUCGUCUCCUUGCUAUGGACUUUACUGCUGUGACACACCCUAGUCAGAUGCAGGAACUAAUCAAAACUUUAGAGCAAUUAAAAAACAACAAAAGUUUGUUGCCAAACCAGUUGGUGGCUCUACAGAGGUUGUCUGAAAUUGGCCAAAUGGGUAAGAACUUUGAGAAAGCAAAUACUAUUAUCCAGUCUGCUAAUGAGUUCCUGGAACGGUACCAAGAAAAUACCAACAUUUUGAAGAACAGUAAGGUUGAGUUGUGUACUCUCUCUGAGGAGGUUUCAAAGAAGCAGGCUGAGAUUUUUAAGUAUGAAGCCAAAAUGAAUGUGAUACAAUCACAGAUUUCUGUUCUCCAAAGACGUUUACUUGAAAUAUCUAAGAAUCAUAGUGAAGCCACUUCAGAUCUCAAAUCUCUUCAGGCUACCAUUUCAGCCAAGGCUUCCGCUAGUCAACAACUUAUAGUGAAGUGCCAAGCUCAAGGUGUGAAACUAAAGGAUGUCUGUGCCCAAAAGGAUUCUGCUGAGACUCUUAAGACCAAUAUAUUGGUUGAGUGGGCUUCAUUUCAGACUUUGUUUCUUAAUUUCUUUAAGCCUAGGUGGCAUAUUUAAAGGAUGGGCUUCAAUAUGAAUGAUUUUGAUUUGUCAGAAAGUUGUUAUAUGGGCCACGUC
Molecule: messenger RNA, 3156 nt
Organism: Nelumbo nucifera (sacred lotus)
Lineage: Eukaryota; Viridiplantae; Streptophyta; Magnoliopsida; Proteales; Nelumbonaceae
Source: RefSeq, a predicted model, not a curated record